ACGGUUCAUUCACGAUUGAUCUCUGCUUCUGCCACGAAUCAUCGCUCUGGUCACACUCUGACUGUGUGCUCGACCGACGGCACUGUCUCCGAUACGUUAGUUCUAUCAGCGGCGAUUUGACACUUGACCCUUGCCGGCCCAAGCGUUCGUAUCGCGGCGGGUUAAUCGCGAGCGUUCCGCGGAAUCGGCAGUCCCGCGCCGAUCAUCGCGCGCACUUAAUUACACUAGUGCCGAAUUCCGUCGUCUGCCAGCCAUCGAUCACGUGUAUCCGCACGUGGAUCCGCGAUCGCAUCUCCCCCGUAUUACGCUAAACUCGCGCGAUACCCCGAAGACGCGUUCGACGUUCCGACGUAGAAACGGUAAACGAUAAAUCAAUCUCUUCUUUUCCCUUCUUUUCUUCUCUUUUCUUUUUUUUAUGUCUCGCCGCGAUACGAGAUUUUUUUCUCGACUGGUUUCGUCGAAUUGAUGUGUGCCAGCAUAUGCAAUCAUCCCAGUUAAGAAAACGGAUCGAGGACACGCACGUGAAGGAGGUGCACGUGGAGAGAAUCACGCUCGCGACUGCCGCAGAUGAUUAAUAACUUGAUCUUGGAUGAUAUGGGGAACGUAAUGCAAUUGGAUAAAACUCAGGACGGGGAGAAUCUCAAGUGCAAUGACACGGAACUGCCAAUCGACAUGCGUUUCAAUGAUGGCCACAUAGUGACGAUUGUCACUUAUAGCAUUCUGAUGGUGAUAUCGGCCGCUGGAAAUAUCUCUGUGCUAAUAAUGACCAUAAUAAAGAAACGAAAGUCCAAGUCCAGAAUACAGAAUCUCGUAAUGCACUUGUCGAUCGCUGACCUCUUUGUAACAUUUCUGAUGAUGCCGCUCGAAAUCGGAUGGGCGAGCACAGUAUCCUGGGAGGCAGGAGAUGCGAUGUGUCGUAUAAUGGCUUUCUUCAGGAUAUUCGGCCUGUACCUUUCGUCCUAUAUAAUAAUCUGCAUAAGCAUAGACAGAUAUUACGCCGUGAUGCGACCCCUCCAGAUACUGGAUGACAGGAGAGGGAAAAUAUUGCUGAUACUCGCAUGGAUUGGUUCUAUACUUUGUUCUAUGCCACAGAUGUUGGUGUUCAGUCUCGAAAAGCAUCCGAAUCAUACUUGUUAUACCCAAUGUGUAACAUUCAAUACCUUCCCAUCGUACAUGCAUCAAGUUUCGUACAGUCUGUUUGGCAUGGUGACGAUGUACUGGUUUCCCCUGAUUGUAAUAUUCUACACUUAUACCAGUAUUUUCUUGGAGAUCUGCCGUAGAUCAAAGGAGAGGAUCGAAGACAAAAUACGUCGUUCCUCGAAUGGUUUUCUAAGUCGAGCACGAGUACGCACUUUAAAAAUGACGAUAACCAUUAUCGCUGUCUUCAUUAUCUGUUGGAGUCCCUAUUACGUGAUGAGCGUUUGGUAUUGGAUCGAUCGACCGUCGGCCCUCAAAGUCGACCUACGCAUUCAAAGAGCUCUUUUCUUCUUCGCGUGCACCAACUCCAGCAUGAAUCCCAUUAUCUAUGGCAUUUUCAACAUACGACAGAGGAACAAAGCAAAGCUUCAGUCCCAUCCUCUUCUAAAACCCAACACAACUAUGGAACUUCCGGUCGUUGCGUACGCUAGAGAUUCCAUUUUCACCAUUUUCGUAAUAGCCCUACCGGUUCUUUUUAAUCCUCCGACUUUAUAUAACAGACGUCCAUCGCAUGAUCGUAAUGAUAAUUCGUUAUCUUGAUUGCUAGUUGAUUAGUAAAAUCUCCCAUUACGCAUUCCCACAUGCAUUAAACAAAUUAAAAUUAAUAAGAACGACAUCGUACAUUGUUGCUUUCGUGAAGAAAUGAAGAAAGCGCAGGUUUAAAAUAGAAUAUAGCGGCUACAAAAGACAAUGCUGAAUACCUAAAAAAAAAA
Molecule: messenger RNA, 1910 nt
Organism: Pogonomyrmex barbatus (red harvester ant)
Lineage: Eukaryota; Metazoa; Arthropoda; Insecta; Hymenoptera; Formicidae
Product: Adipokinetic hormone receptor
Biological process (GO): G protein-coupled receptor signaling pathway; cellular response to hormone stimulus
Cellular component (GO): plasma membrane
Molecular function (GO): G protein-coupled receptor activity; adipokinetic hormone receptor activity; peptide binding
Source: RefSeq, a predicted model, not a curated record